AUGAAGACACGUGAGUCAUCGUUCGCGCCCGUCGCGGUCAGGCCCGCGGAUGCGAACACCCCGCUCCUCGGCGUGACCGCCGAGCGGAUGAAGCGCUUCGACACGACACGGACGAAACACCUCGCGACCAAGUACGGAGCCCUCGCGCUCGUGGCGUGCGUCGGCGCCGCCGCGGCGUUCGGGGGCUCCGGCCACGACACUUCCUCGAUCGCCGCCGCGAUGGCCUCGCCCGAGCUCUCCUCGCCGCAGGCUCCGAGGUUCGCGCGCGGCCCCAGCUGCAACGGCGUGUGCCCGUCCGUCGCCGCGCGAGAUUUCGACGCGUAUCCGGAGGAGGGAUCCGCGCACGUCCUCAUGCUCGGCGACAGCACCGACAGGGCCUGGCACUUCACCUUCUGCAACGGCAUCCUCAACGACGCGGACCGCUGCGAGCACCCCGUCGAGUGCGUCGCCCCGACCGUCAACUUCCUCCCGAACAACAUGCAGCCCCUCGUGUGCGCCGACGGCGACAAACGAUGCGCCGCCGAGUCCUGCUACGAGGACGCCCCGUGCUGGCACGAGAAGGAGAACGAGAUGGCCGCCGCGUGCCACCCGACAUCCCCGUACGGUCCCGCCCUCGGGUUCGUCCACCUCUUCGAACCCGACCCGGAGAGUAAGCAGGACCUCAAGCUCGUCGAGUACGGCCGCGAGAUCGACGGGUUGCCAGUCAUGACCGGGCCGAGGGUCAACGCCGCGGUGCGAAGCUUCGACAAGUUCGCACCCGCGGAGAAGGCCGAUGGUGGUGUUGGUCAUCAUGACGCGAAGAAGCGGCCGGUGGUGGUGGUCGUGGACGUGAUGCACUGGUGGGUGGGCAACCACCUCGGGUGGGGCGCGCCCGGCGCUCCCCCCGACUGGUCCGCCGAGCUCGGGUCGGACCGAAAGUUCGACGCCAACCUGAGGCGAUACAGGAAGGACCUGGACGCCCUCGUGGAGCACGUGGACAAGGCGAUGAAGGGCACGGGUCGGCCGUAUCGCCUCGUGGGUAAGGCGAACCACGACUGGCACACGUUCAAGCCCGACGGCGUGGAGCACCGAUUCCUGAGCGCCAUGGCCGCCCACGUCAAGCACGCGUUUGAGAGCAAGAAGCACCACUUCUUCGAUUGGCGCGCGCUCACCGAGAAGGCCAAGUCGGACAACAUGUGGGAGAUGGCCGAUAACUUCCACCAGACCGUGGAGGGGAGCAAGCACGAGACCCUCGCGUUCAUGGACUGGACACGGACGGCGCUCCCGGAGAAGUUUGCGGUGAACCUCGACGUGCAGUUCGCCAAGCAGGCGGAGGAGGAGGAGGCGCGCAGGUCUAAAGAGGAGACGGAACGGAAGGCGCGGGAGGCGCGGGAGAAGAAGGAACGCGAGGAACGGGAGGCGAGAGAGGCGAAAGAGGCGAAGGCGACCCUGCGGGAUAACCUCGCCGACGCGCAGAAGAUGGCUGACAACAUCGAGUCCUUCCUCACCAAGCAGCGGGAGAAGCUGUUCAAGGAGACGGGGGUGCUCCGCUGA
Molecule: messenger RNA, 1533 nt
Organism: Micromonas commoda
Lineage: Eukaryota; Viridiplantae; Chlorophyta; Mamiellophyceae; Mamiellales; Mamiellaceae
Exons: 1
Coding region: 1-1533 (510 amino acids)
Source: RefSeq, a predicted model, not a curated record